Messenger RNA from Entamoeba invadens IP1, 3360 nucleotides. RefSeq names its product cation-transporting ATPase 13a1, putative. Gene Ontology annotation, cellular component: endoplasmic reticulum membrane. NCBI's taxonomy places the organism in Eukaryota, Evosea, Mastigamoebida, Endamoebidae. The transcript has a single exon. The record is from RefSeq and is a predicted model, not a curated record. Bases 1 to 3360 code for a protein of 1119 amino acids. Gene Ontology annotation, molecular function: ATP hydrolysis activity; ATP binding; P-type ion transporter activity. Gene Ontology annotation, biological process: intracellular calcium ion homeostasis.
AUGUCAGAGUACGAGGGGAUCAAACCAUUGUUAUACACUAAAAAAGAUCCUAAACAGACUAUAAUAGGAUACCCUUUUGCUUCUUUGUAUGUCUUAGCAGCUGCUGUUGGUAUCUAUAUUGAAUCAACAUUUUCGACGGCGUCCAUUGUUCUGUUGUUUGUUGUAUUAGUCUUCCAUGUCCUCUUGUACCUCAACACGGAAUGGUCAACCAAAUUUAAUAUCCGAAUCAACUACAAUCCAGUCGCUACAGUCGACCAAGCGACUCACGCGUACUACAAAACGAAGACGGAGAACUGUUUGACCACAUUAAUCAAAACAGAACAGAGCAUUUCCGUCUUCUUUAGCUUCAAGAAAUACAUCUACAACCCAACGAAGAACGCAUUCUUCCCCCUCGAGUACCCAAACAAGAACAUGCUGAAGGAGUACACCAUGUCACAAAGUCUGACCUCUGCCGUUGCGGAAGAAAAGAAUGAAUACUACGGACUUAAUAAGUGCACGAUUCCUAUUCCAAGUUUCAUGGAGUUGUAUAAAGAACAAAUAGUCCAACCCUUUUUUGCAUUCCAAGUCUUUUGUAGUGUUUUGUGGAUGCUGGACGACAUGCCGAUCUUCGCCUUUAUGAUGCUCGUCAUGCUCUUUGUCUUUGAAGGGAUGACGACAUUCACGCGAAUGAAGAAUUACGGCAAUUUCCGGGCAAUGGCCGCGAUGGAGCCAACAAAGCACAAAGUGUAUCGAGAUGGUGAUAAGAAGACGGUAGACAGUGAUCACAUCUACCCGGGAGAUAUCAUUGAAAUCACAAGUGGAAAGGCUAUAGCGGACUGUGUGAUAGUGGAAGGGAUGUGUGUUGUCAAUGAAGCCAUCUUGACUGGGGAAAGUACACCACAUAUGCGUGAGGCUCUUUCCACAAUAAUUGAUUCUAAGACGGAGAACGAUGUUCUUGAUUUAGAGACGCACAAACAUCACAUUCUCUUUGGUGGGACUGAUAUCUUACAAGACGAGAAUUGUUAUGGGUAUGUUAUUCAUACAGGAUUUCAAACUGCUCAAGGCAAGUUGUUGAGGACAAUCAUCUCGAGUUCGGAGAGGAAGAGUGCGAACAACCUUGAGAGUUUAGUAGUGAUCUUGUUCUUAUUAGUCUUUGCUAUUCUAGCGUCUGGAUAUGUCUUUUAUGAUGGGAUUGUCAAAGGAAAAGACUUCUGGAAAUUGGUACUGUCAUGUGUGUUAAUCAUUACAAAUGUCGUUCCUCCAGAACUUCCAAUGGAAUUAACUAACGCGAUUAACUACUCACUUGUAUCCCUCAAGAAACAAUUCAUCUUUUGCACAGAACCUUUCAGAAUACCAUUUGCAGGGUCUGUUGAUGUCUGCGCAUUUGAUAAGACGGGGACAUUAACAUCGGACGAAGUCAGUGUAGCCGGAGUUGCGGGAUUUGGAACAGAUCCAUUCGAACUCCAAACGGACUUUUCUAAAAUUCCUAUUGAGAAGUUACAAGUGAUUGUGGCGUGCAACUCCCUGUCGCGAAUGCGUGACGGGAAGAUCAUUGGAGACCCUGCGGAGAAAGCCGCCCUUGAAUUUUCAAAGUGGAAUUUGAACGCUGAAAACAAAUUCUGCCCAGUUAAAAAAACAAGCCAGCAGAUAGAAACAGUCCAACGCUUCCCUUUCUCAUCGAUGUUAAAGAGGAUGUCCGUUGUUGCAUCGAUCUUCAAUUUCCAGAGUAACACUCGAACAUAUGUGGCGUUUGCCAAAGGCGCUCCGGAGAUACUGAAAGACCGAUUCGUUGAUAUUCCACAUCACUACGAUAACAUUAAUCGCUUUUUCACGUUACAGGGUAUGAGAGUGUUAGCGUUUGGGUACAAAAAUGUUGAGCGGAAGAGCGGGAAGUACGUUCGAGAAGACGUUGAAAAGGAUCUUAUCUUUGGGGGGUUCAUUUUGUUUACAUCGCCAUUGAAGAAAGAGAGUAAAGAGAAUAUUAAAGUACUGAAAGAGAGUGGCCACGAUGUUGUGAUGAUUACUGGCGACAGUGUAUAUACCGCAGCACACGUUGCAGAGGAGCUCGAGAUCAUUUCCAAAUCAAAGAUGGUAUUAACAAAAGAGAAUGAGAAGUGGGUGUGGUGUGAUAUGGAAGGUGUUGAGCUUGAGGAAUUUGACAUCUCGAAAUUGCCGGAAAGUCUAUUGAGUUAUGAGAUUUGUCUCAGUGGUGAGGCGCUUUCAUAUAUUCUCACUGCGAGUCCACUGAUCAGUUCAGCACUUAUUAAACAAACGAAGGUGUUUGCACGAGUUACACCAAAUCAAAAGGAAGAAGUAGUUUCUGUGAUGAAAUCGUCGAAUCAAAUAGUGUUGAUGUGUGGAGAUGGUACCAACGAUGUUGGAGCUUUGAAAUGUGCUGAUGUGGGUGUAGCGAUCUUAAACACUUUACCAUCAGAGAAAGAAAAGAAAGAAGCUGAUGCGAUCAAAUUGGGAUUGGUCCCAAUGCCAACACGCCCAGCAGUCACGCAACUGAGUCGUGAAGAAAUUGAACGACGACGGCGAAUGACCCCUGCGGAGAAACAAGCGUUCUUAAAGGAACAAUUAGUGAAGAUGAUGGAAGGGAUCCCCGAUGAUGAGUCUUCAGUGCCUAAAUUUGGCGACGCUUCAAUGGCAUCUCCAUUCAGUUGUAAAUCAAUUGAGAUCUCCCCUGUUGCUCAAGUCUUAAAACAAGGCAGAUGCACAUUAGUUACGACACAACAAAUGUUCAGAAUAUUGGCGUUGAACUGUUUAAUUAGUGCCUACGACUUGUCAGUAUUAAAACUUGAACGUGUGAAAAAUUCCGAUAUCCAAAUGACUGUCUCAGGGAUCUUACUGUCAAUCUGUUUCUUGAUGUUGUCGAACACUAUGCCACUCGAUAAGUUGAGCAAGUCAAAACCAACAAAGAACAUCUUUGCGGUGUUCCAUGUCUCCGCAGUAAUCUUCCAAGCAGUCGUCCACUUUAUUGUUAUCCAACUCGCUCUUAAAUGGGCGAAAGAAGCUGCUGGGAGUGAUUACAAAAUACCAGAAGAAGACGAAGAGUUCAAACCGACCAUAGUUAACUCUAUCAUCUUCUUGGUGUCAAAUGUCAUCAACGCAACAACAUUCGCAGUUAACUACGUCGGAGAACCGUAUAGAAAGAAUAUCACAGAGUACAAGCCACUGUUAUAUUCGUUGUUGGCAAUAUUUAGUAUCAUCGUUGUACUUGCUCUUGAGAUCGUCCCUGAACUUAACACCCUUUUUGGAAUGGUCAAAUUCCCAACAGACGAUUUGAAGUAUCAUAUCAUCGGACUUAUAGCUGCAGAUAUCGUUUUAUGCUUUGGUGGAGAAAGAGCACUGAGGUACUUCUGCAAAUUCAAUCAGUAA